AUGAAAUUCUCUCUUGCCACCGCUGUCUCCUUCAUCGUCGCAGGUGCUGGAUUUGUUAAUGCAGCUCCCUCCGAGGCCAUGGCCAAUUCUAACGAUACCAUGGCUGCCGCGCCAUACGGUAUUAACCUUGGAGAAACGUUCAACAAUGUCGUUGCCUGGGUAGAUGGCCAGAGCAAAUGCAACAACGUCGUGGUUGCCGCUAAAAACACUAACCCAUGCAACAUUCCGUUCAGCCUCAAUGGGAACACGUUCAAGAUUCAAGGAUGUGGUGGACCUCUUUGGAUCACCCAGGGAAGUGGAAACAGCUUCUGGGCCAACUGUGGUUCAUUCAGCGAAGGAGAUGCAUGCGGUGUCCACACGACAUACCACUGCCUUUAA
Messenger RNA from Psilocybe cubensis, 378 nucleotides. RefSeq lists its product as uncharacterized. Bases 1 to 378 code for a protein of 125 amino acids. The transcript has 2 exons. The record is from RefSeq and is a predicted model, not a curated record. NCBI's taxonomy places the organism in Eukaryota, Fungi, Basidiomycota, Agaricomycetes, Agaricales, Agrocybaceae.